This is a messenger RNA of Zophobas morio, 3254 nucleotides long. RefSeq lists its product as uncharacterized. Gene Ontology annotation, molecular function: trehalose-phosphatase activity. The transcript has 6 exons. The coding region runs from base 503 to 2980 and encodes 825 amino acids. Gene Ontology annotation, cellular component: cytosol; alpha,alpha-trehalose-phosphate synthase complex (UDP-forming). Gene Ontology annotation, biological process: trehalose biosynthetic process. The record is from RefSeq and is a predicted model, not a curated record. Lineage: Eukaryota; Metazoa; Arthropoda; Insecta; Coleoptera; Tenebrionidae.
UUCUCAUCAAUUGAAAAAUCACGAUUUUUAACUCGUCGCUGCCACCUACAUAUAAAUUAUAAUUAUCGCGCCUAUAAAUAACCGAUUCAGGAAGCUUUCAUAUCGCUGCCACUCUUAAUUUACCUAAUAUCACUCUUAAAAUACACUCGCCAUAAAUCACUCCACCUGACUCCCUCGUCUUCGAUCUCCUCAACCUGCAAAUCUCUCCUCGUGUACAAACAACGCACCGAUGCCUCAUCACGAUCCAUCUCAUGCCAAUUAAAAUACUCCCAUCACGCUGCCACCUAGUGCUCCUAAUCCGUCUAAGCCGCGUCCUUGACGCAUAUAUCACGCUGAUAACGACUGUUUUCAUUUGCACCUGCGGCGGCGGUCCUUGGCGAUCGACUUUAUCACAUGGACGUAAUUUUCCUGCCAAGAAAUGCGUGGGCACCAAUUAUUGAUUCAAUACUUCGCAUGUGGUCAGUACUUGACAGGGCGAGGGUGUGAUGUGAUGGUCUAGGACAUGGUCGACCAAGGCUACGAUUCCAUGGAAGACGCAAGUGAUGUCGUUUCCUCCUCCGGGAGCAUGAUAGUGGUGUCCAACCGCUUGCCCUUCGUGCUGCAGAGGAACGCAGAGGGGAAGCUCGUCCGGAAGGCUAGUGCUGGGGGCUUGGUGACGGCUGUCGCUCCGGUUGUUAUCAACGGCAGCGGACUAUGGGUAGGAUGGCCCGGAUUGCACCUCGCUAACCCGAACGAACCCAUCCCGGAGUCGGACCCGGAUGACAUAACUCCAACAGCCGGUCUGCGAUCCGAGAAGGUGGUGGCGGUCCAGAUAGACCCGGUGGUCUUCGAUUCCUACUACAAUGGUUGUUGCAACGCCACCUUCUGGCCGUUGUUCCACUCCAUGCCGGAUCGAGCCACCUUCAAAAGAGAGCACUGGCACAACUACACCACCGCCAAUAAAGAAUUCGCCAAUUGUACAAUGAAAGCGUUGACGUCUUUACCGAGGAGGACCGGUAACGAUGUCCCUCUAAUCUGGAUCCACGACUACCACCUAAUGCUGGCGGCUAAUUGGGUCCGACAAGGAGCAGAAGAAGAAGGUAUCAUGUGCAAACUGGGAUUCUUCCUCCAUAUCCCGUUCCCACCAUGGGACAUCUUCCGGCUAUUCCCCUGGGGGGACGAAAUUCUCCAAGGAAUGCUAGCCUGCGACAUGGUCGGCUUCCACAUCACCGACUACUGCCUCAACUUCGUUGAUUGUUGCCAAAGAAACCUAGGUUGUCGCGUCGAUAGGAAAAAUCUUUUAGUAGAACACGGAGGGAGGUCCGUACGAGUACGACCCCUUCCAAUCGGGAUUCCGUUUGAACGCUUCGUCGAACUGUCCGAAAAAGCGCCCAAGGUUCUAUCCACUAACCAGAAGAUAGUUUUGGGGGUGGAUCGGUUAGACUACACCAAAGGACUGGUGCAUAGAUUGUUAGCUUUCGAGAAGUUGCUCGAGAACCACCCCCAGCACAAAGAAAACGUCUCACUUUUGCAGAUCUCGGUUCCCUCGCGCACUGACGUUAAAGAAUACCAAGAGUUGAAAGAAGAGAUGGACCAGUUGGUGGGAAGGAUCAACGGGAAGUUUACAACCCCGAACUGGUCACCCAUUCGUUACAUUUAUGGAUGUGUGAGUCAAGACGAACUUGCAGCAUUUUAUAGAGAUAGUGCUGUAGGUCUUGUCACGCCUCUGCGUGACGGGAUGAAUUUAGUAGCCAAAGAGUUUGUAGCGUGCCAAAUUAACACACCACCAGGGGUACUGAUAGUGUCGCCGUUCGCCGGUGCUGGAGAAACCAUGCAUGAGGCUUUAAUUUGCAACCCAUACGAGAUCAACGACGCUUCUGAGGUUAUCCACCGCGCGUUGACGAUGCCAGAGGACGAACGAAUCCUCCGCAUGAACUACCUGCGACGACGGGAGAAACUGAACGACGUUAACUACUGGACAAAGUCGUUCCUGUCAGCUAUGGGUUCGUUGCUAACUCAAGAAGACCACGACGAUAUUGGUACUACGUCAAUGCCCGCAGUCACUCUAGACGAUUUCGAUGAAUACCUAGCCAAGUACAUUGGAAACACCCACAAGUUGGCGCUUCUACUCGACUACGACGGCACUCUCGCCCCCAUCGCUCCUCACCCGGACCUUGCUAUAAUCCCCCCCGAGACGAAAAACGUCCUCCAAAGACUGUCAAACAUAUCCGACGUAUACAUUGCGAUUAUUUCAGGGCGCAACGUCAAUAACGUUAAGCAGAUGGUAGGGAUUGAGGGUAUAACGUACGCCGGGAACCACGGUUUGGAGAUCCUCCACCCCGACGGUACCAAGUUCGUUCACCCCAUGCCCACUGAGUUCCACGACAGGGUCGGGGAACUACUGCGCCAACUCCAAGAGAGCGUAUGCAAAGACGGCGCAUGGGUCGAGAAUAAAGGGGCCCUUCUGACUUUCCAUUUUAGAGAGACUCCGUCGCAUUUAAGAUCACGCCUGGCUGAAGAAGCCAAGCGUUUGAUCGAAGAAGCAGGGUUUAAAGCCGGGAAGGCACAUUGUGCGAUUGAGGCCAAACCUCCAGUUCAGUGGAACAAGGGUAGGGCUUCUAUUUAUAUCCUGAGGACGGCGUUCGGGGUAGAUUGGAGCGAAAGGAUCAGGAUUAUUUAUGCAGGGGAUGAUACGACGGAUGAGGACGCUAUGCUGGCGUUGAAGGGUAUGGCUGCCACGUUCAGGGUGACUUCUUCGUCGAUUGUGAAAACUUCGGCUGAGCGACGUUUACCAUCCACGGAUUCGGUGUUGACCAUGUUGAAGUGGGUGGAACGACAUUUGAGUCGCAGGAAACCCAGCAUAGAUCCUAGUAACUAUCGAAGGAACUCGCUUGCCAAGCAAGGGGCGGUGCAGAUGGAGAUGUCUUUCAUGCGGAGUGGCCAGGCGGAGGAGCACAAAAAUGGAAGUGCCACAAGGCUUUCAACUGAUUCGACGAACUAAUUUAGUAGCAGAUUAGGUAGUAAUAAAUGUAACCCAGAAGACUCGAAAUGUACCUACCAGAGAUAUUUUUUGAAUGUGUUAAGACACAAUUUUUGUCAAUAUCGACGUAGAACAUACUAGCUGAUAGUUUCGUAUGUUUUGUACUUUGUAUAUUUUUUAAGAUGCAGUUUUAUUUAUUUUAUUAAAAGUCUCGCUGGAUAUAUGAGAAAACGGCGCAUAAGUGCGCUGAUCUGUUAUUUUAUGUAAUGAGUGUUUAAUAAAUUCCUGUAAAGAA